Messenger RNA from Danio rerio (zebrafish), 877 nucleotides. RefSeq names its product MORC family CW-type zinc finger 3b (gene morc3b). The record is from RefSeq and is marked validated. Gene Ontology annotation, biological process: chromatin organization. NCBI's taxonomy places the organism in Eukaryota, Metazoa, Chordata, Actinopteri, Cypriniformes, Danionidae. Gene Ontology annotation, molecular function: ATP hydrolysis activity.
GGGUGCACAAAUAAGAAUUGGGAAGCACCCCUCGAGUGAGAGAGUGUUCGCUAUAUCGGAACAGGGGAAGCGAAAGUGCCUCAGCACUUUAACAAACACUUCGCUCAACUUUCCUGAAUAUCCAGCACAGAUCUGUCCCGCAGAAAUGGCUGCUGGAAAAUGUGGCAUUCCUCUGAGCACAAUCAGUCCAAAGUUUCUUCAUUCUAAUUCCACAAGUCACACCUGGCCGUUCAGCGCUAUAGCCGAGCUGAUCGAUAAUGCUUAUGACCCAGACGUUCGUGCCAGACAGAUGUGGAUCGACAGGACGUGCAUCAGAGGACUGGACUGCCUCUCUUUCAUGGAUAACGGACAGGGUUUGACCAGAGCCAAACUGCACAAGAUGCUCAGCUUUGGUUUCAGUAAAAAGAGAGCUUUGAAACUUCACAUUCCAGUUGGCGUGUACGGAAAUGGAUUCAAAUCGGGGUCCAUGCGCUUGGGAAAAGAUGCCAUUGUUUUCACCAAGACUAAAGACACCAUGAGUGUGGGGCUCCUGUCGCAGUCUUACCUCAAGGCCAUCGGUGCUCAGCGAGUCCUGGUGCCCAUGAUCACGUUUAGACGCGACGGACAAAACCAAGUGGAGGACGAAGCCAGUCUGUGGGCGAUCCUCACACAAUCGCUCUUCAGAUCGAAAAAAGAGCUGUUCGAUGAGCUCCGCGCCAUCAGCGCCGUCGGAUACACAGGAACACGCAUCAUCAUUUGGAACCUGCACACGACAACAAAUGGCGAGACUGAGUUUGACUUUAACACCAGUAAAUAUGACAUUCUGAUCAGGUGGAACAUCAGUGAGAGAAGCAACGGUGACCUCGCCAUGAUCCCAGAAAGUGAAUACUCAUUACGG